This is a messenger RNA of Cryptosporidium muris RN66, 1884 nucleotides long. RefSeq names its product Skb1 methyltransferase family protein. Gene Ontology annotation, cellular component: cytosol; nucleus. The record is from RefSeq and is a predicted model, not a curated record. Gene Ontology annotation, biological process: peptidyl-arginine N-methylation; regulation of DNA-templated transcription. Lineage: Eukaryota; Apicomplexa; Conoidasida; Eucoccidiorida; Cryptosporidiidae. The transcript has a single exon. Bases 1 to 1884 code for a protein of 627 amino acids.
AUGCCACUAAAAAUUGGGUUACAGACCUUCUAUAUUGGUAUGGAAGUCUCAGAGCCUAAUGAUUAUGCAACAGAAUUUGAUGGUAUUGAUUUGACAGAUGAAUCACUGCUAAUUAAAAAGUUAUAUAAUAGGCUUUACCAAAUAGGUUAUGACUUUAUCGUGGUUCCUGUAUCAAAGUCUAAAUCAGAAACUUUAUAUAAAGUAGAUAUUCAAAGCCCAUUCUCUUGGAUCCCCCGUCAUCAAAAUCAUAAACUUUUAGAAUCUAAUAUUUGGACUUCUAAGAUUGUUGGAGUCUUACCUCAGAACUUAGAAAGUGAGGUGCAAUUAGAAUCAUUACUGGGGUGGGGAGCCUAUAUUGGCUAUUAUGCCCUUAUUGUAGAUAUUAAAGCCUUAUCCACAUAUUUACUUACUACUCUUUCUUCUUUUAUGAAGUCUAAUACUAGUAAUAAUUAUAUCUGGAUUAGAAUUUCAGUACAUGACAAUAAUCAAUGGAACACAUGGAAUUCUUUAAAGUAUAGAGUUAAUAACGGAAUUAGACGUUCAUGUUUAGGAGUUAUCUUGUAUAUAUACUCUUUAUGUAUAAGUGAAGAAGAUUUCUUGAAAUGGGAGAGAUUUUUAGGGGAACCAGUAAGAUGUAUUGUAGUGAAUUCAAAACUACUAGAGAAUUUAAUAGACAAUAGUGAAUUUUUGCAUAAAAUUAAAGCUAUCUUGAACAAAUUUUUAUGUCUCAGAGUACCAAUUGUAGUGGGAGAAAAUGGACAUUAUAAAUCACUUUUUUUAUGCAAGAAGUGGCAAGCUCAAGUAGCAGAAUUUAUAAACAACCUACCAUCACUAACUCAACAAGAAGUAUUUGAAUAUGGUUAUACAGAUGUUUUACAAACCCCUUUACAACCUCUUUAUUCAAAUUUGCAGAGUACUUUCUAUGAGAUUUUUGAAAAAGAUCAAGUGAAAUACAACAAGUAUCAAGAAGCUAUAAAGACCUUUUUAAUUGAUUUCCAUAAUAGAAAAAGUACUUCUACAAAAGUAUCUAUUAUGGUUGUUGGGGGAGGUAGGGGGCCCUUAAUGCAAUGUUCAAUAAAUGCCUUAAAAGAUUUGAACCUUGAAUACUCACAACUAAUUUGUGUCGAGAAAAACAUUAAUGCAAUUGUAACUCUUCUAGGACGUGUUCAAUACGAUCCAGACCCAGUUUGGAAAAAUGUAAAGAUUAUAAACUCAGAUAUCAGAAAUUUGAAAUCUCAAAUUAAGGUUGACCUAAUAGUUUCAGAGCUUCUCGGAUCAUUUGGUGACAAUGAAUUAUCUCCUGAGUGUCUUGAUGCAGCUCAGGAAUUUCUUAAAUCUGAUGGGAUUAUGAUUCCUGAAUCUUAUUACUCAGCGGUGGAACCUAUUUCAUCAUAUAAACUAUGGUUUAAUAUAUCUACUCAAGGUAUUCCUCAUGGUUUAGAGAUUCCCUACGUUAUUCGUGUCAAGUCAGCAUUCCAUAUCUCGUGUCAAGGUCCUCAAAAAGUGUUUGAAUUCCGUCACCCAAAUAAACAAUUAGUUAGACAAUCUCAAUUUAACAAGCAUAAUAAGAGGUACAGUAAAAUUUUAUUCACAGCCAAGGAGGAUUCUACAAUUCAUGGAUUUUUAGGAUACUUUUAUUGUUCUCUUUAUAAAGAUAUAUGCUUGUCAACAAUACCACAUACACAUACUUUAAACCUUAUUAGUUGGUUUGAGUAUUUAUUACCUUUAUCAAAGCCCAUAAAUAUUCAAAAGAAUGAAUCCUUUAUAUUCCAUAUCUGGAGAAAAUCUUCUGAUAACAAAGUUUGGUAUGAAUGGACUGUAAAAUAUCGAGAAAUUGCUUUAAUACAUAAUCUAAACUCUAAAGCAUUUCAUUUAUCAUUAUAA